GCCAUUAUCCGAACAGUGGUGGUAUCGCAUCGAUCCGGUGCGCAGGAGUUUCUCUCGAGAAAGUACCGCAAGUCAGUUGCGCUCGAGCAUCGCAUACCUUGCAUACAAAUACUUUGUUACCUUUGGAAGUAUCGACAUAGGGUAUCGGAAACCGAUCAUUUGAAUUUGGUCCCUAGAGCUGUGGAGUUGAACGAACUUCAUUUAAAAUGAAAACGAAAAUGUUUGUUGUGUUUGUUGUUAUGUGUUUCAUACAUUUUGGCUCAGGUGAAGCUUCUAGAAUACAGAAGCAUUUUAACAAUAAAGAGGACAAUUCCAUGGAUGUGACUGACUUCUCAAUUUAUUAUGACAUAGACUCUAACACAACAAUAAGGAAGAUGAUGCCUCGUCCAUGGUACCAGCCUGGCUGGCGACUCCGACUGCCAUUCAAAGGAGGAAAGUGCACUUGUGAGGAGCUGAAGUGCACCUGCUGCUCUGGAAUGCGUAUUCCAGCGUUCCACUUUGAUAGACAAACAUGCGCCGAGCUGACGUUUGAUCCUACUGAAGGAUUUUUGGACUUGGACGUGAAAAUGGACAAUGAGAGCAUUUUCCACAAAUCUUAUUCCGCAAGCAACCCGCCGCCAUUCUGCAUUCCGAUCCCAAUACCGUACGUGCCCAUCACUAUUCUAGACAUGUGCAUCAGACUGUUCGAAAUCACUAUCGACUUCACAAAGAUGCAUGUCUGCAUGGAUUGGGACACCAGAGUAGACAAAGCUCCAGUCUUGAUCCUUCAUUUCGACUGCAUGGACCUCGGCCUUGGUGGCAUCAGUUUAACAAAACCAAACACCAAUCAAAUUACUGGUGGAGGUGCACCGAAUGAACCACCUCAGCUCAAUGGAGAUGUCUAUGACGCAGUGUCGGAAACUGCCAGUGUAUCUACACAGCAUCCAGUCUUUAACAAUAGUGUCAAAUAUAUCUAAUUUAUUAUAAAGAAAACAGCUU
Molecule: messenger RNA, 978 nt
Organism: Spodoptera litura
Lineage: Eukaryota; Metazoa; Arthropoda; Insecta; Lepidoptera; Noctuidae
Source: RefSeq, a predicted model, not a curated record